UCACCGUAGUACUCCAGUGUGGCGAAGAAGUUCACCGGCGGAGAAAACCCCUUUUUCUUGUACCGGUGCGCCGUGCUGUAGCAGGAUGAAGAUCCUCAUUAAAAUUGCUGUCCUUACAGCCAUAUCGCUGUGCUUGUUCAGUUUCGUCAACAGUCAGGCAUCCAAAAAUGCCCGAGGUGGACAGCAAUCGCUCUCGGAGAAGGUCCAGCAAAUGCUGGACAUGAACACCAAGCGUCCGGUGCUGCGUUUCAAUGGCAAUAAGUUCCGCGACUUUGUCAAGUCGCCACCCCGUAACUACUCCGUGAUCGUCAUGUUCACCGCAAUGGCCCCAGCGCGGCAGUGCGUUAUCUGUCGUCAUGCGCACGAUGAGUACACCAUCGUGGCCAACUCAUACCGCUAUUCGCAAACUUACUCCAAUAAGCUCUUCUUUGCCAUGGUCGAUUUUGAUGAAGGCUCGGACGUGUUCCAGAUGCUGCGCCUGAACACGGCGCCCGUUUUCAUCCACUUCCCGCCCAAGGGUAAACCGAAACCUGCCGACACGAUGGACAUCCAGCGCGUUGGAGUGUCCGCGGAAGUGAUUGGCAAAUGGAUCCAGGAGCGCACCGACAUCCAAAUCCGUAUUUUCCGUCCACCAAACUACUCCGCGACCGUAGCGAUCCUGAUGCUGUCACUGUUCGUAGGCGGAUUUCUGUACCUCCGAAGAAACAACCUAGACUUCCUGUACAACAAACAGAUGUGGGCACUGAUAGCGGUUGUGUUCUGUUUCGCGAUGGUAUCAGGCCAAAUGUGGAACCACAUUCGCAGCCCACCGUUUGUGCACAAGAGUCAGAAUGGAGGUAUUGCCUACAUUCACGGAUCAUCUCAGGGUCAGCUUGUGAUUGAAACCUACAUUGUGAUGUUUUUGAAUGCCAUGAUCGUCCUCGGAAUGGUUCUCCUCACUGAAGCCGGUUGGCAAAAUGAUCACCGUAAAAGCAAAGUUACGGCAAUUGUUGGACUGUUUCUCGUGGUUAUUUUCUUUUCGCUCAUACUUUCUAUAUUCCGCUCCAAAGCGCAAGGAUAUCCUUACAGCUUCCUUUUCAAAUAAAUGGAAAUUUAUCUCACAAUUCAUCACACCACGUGUGAUCCUAAGGAGCAUAUGGUUAGUUAUGUACGACAGUGCAAAGUGUGAACAAUUAGAAAUCUUUAAAUUCGGAACCAAACGAACUCCUCUCCCCGCGAUGAUUGAGGUUAACGAAAAGGUAGGA
Anopheles coustani is the source of this 1244-nucleotide messenger RNA. RefSeq names its product tumor suppressor candidate 3 (gene Ostgamma). The transcript has 4 exons. Gene Ontology annotation, cellular component: oligosaccharyltransferase complex. The record is from RefSeq and is a predicted model, not a curated record. Lineage: Eukaryota; Metazoa; Arthropoda; Insecta; Diptera; Culicidae. The coding region runs from base 86 to 1084 and encodes 332 amino acids.